Molecule: messenger RNA, 1061 nt
Organism: Mangifera indica (mango)
Lineage: Eukaryota; Viridiplantae; Streptophyta; Magnoliopsida; Sapindales; Anacardiaceae
Product: ER membrane protein complex subunit 3-like
Exons: 8
Coding region: 153-893 (246 amino acids)
Biological process (GO): protein folding in endoplasmic reticulum
Cellular component (GO): membrane; EMC complex
Source: RefSeq, a predicted model, not a curated record
AAAUAAAAGUGUGUUGUGACAAUAAAACGGUGCGUUUAGCGGAGACAAAAGAGAUUACCUCCUCCCAUUUGGUCUCGAGUCUCCCGUCCUAGCAAUUGGCAUCUUCUCCGAUUCAAAACUCAGAAAGAGAUCGUGACCCUUCAUCGAGAACAAUGGCGGAAGAUCUGGUGUUGGACACGGCGAUAAGAGACUGGGUUCUAAUUCCUCUUUCAGUGGUGAUGGUACUCAUCGGCAUCCUCCGCUACUUCGUUUCUAAACUCAUGCGCUCCGCUCAAGUCCCUGAUCUCAAAAUUGUCAAAGAAGGUCAGGUGAUUCUUAGGGCGCGCAAUUUACGUGCCGCUGCUAAUUUUAUACCUCCCAAGUCGUUUCGUGCUCGUAGGGUUUAUUUCAGUAACGAGGAAAAUGGGUUAUUGCAUGUUCCAAAAGGGCAGGCUCAAAAUCCACAAGCACAAAUGUUUUCUGAUCCUAACAUGGCAAUGGAUAUGAUGAAGAAAAAUUUGUCUAUGAUCAUACCCCAGACACUUACUUUUGCUUGGGUCAACUUUUUCUUUUCUGGGUUUGUUGCAGCCAAGAUACCAUUCCCACUGACUCAGAGGUUUAGGUCAAUGUUACAGAAUGGGAUUGACUUGAGCACUGUUGAUGUUAGCUAUGUCAGUAGUCGGUCAUGGUAUUUCCUCAAUUUGUUUGGACUAAGGGGUUUGUUUAGCCUCAUUCUUGGGGAAGAAAAUGCUACAGAUGAUACCCAGCGGAUGAUGCAAAUGAGUGGGUUUGGUUUUGACCCCUCAAAGAGCUUGGGUGCCGAGAAAGAUGGUCUUGACAUUAUUCAACAUGAAUGGGCUCUACCAAUAUUCGAGCAGCGUGCUGAAACAGUAUUGAGAAAUCUUGUUAGAUGAACAGUGUUGAGUGUUCCCCGAUGAUUUCUAUUCCAUUAUAAAUGGAGCUAUAACCAAAAUCAGCAAGACUUAAGAUUAUAGUUCUUGAAAGAGAACCAUUGUUGUAGUUUUGUAAUAUAACUGAAGAAACUUUUCACAUUGCUAGUUUUAUCAUCAUAUUUUGUGAAA